Molecule: messenger RNA, 1050 nt
Organism: Paraglomus brasilianum
Lineage: Eukaryota; Fungi; Glomeromycota; Glomeromycetes; Paraglomerales; Paraglomeraceae
Source: the annotation of a GenBank genome assembly
AUGGCUACUAGCUUUCUGUACAAGCUGACUGAAUUGGCUGCUUACACGUCUGCCGUUGCUGCAGAGGCAUAUCAAACUAUAACUGGCCCGCCGGAGAAGCAGAGAAGUAGCCCACAUCAUCACGAAUAUUAUAACGAUGUGAUGCAGAUUAAAGCUGCGGGAGAGGAAGACAAUGAAAUGAUGGACGUUGACAACAAGAGAAAUGUUUGGGCUGCUGUCAAUAAUGUCGAUGAAGAAGAACCUCCGCCGCCAUAUGAUAGCUCUUGGAGAAUGCCUUCUCCCUCAACUCCAAAUUUACCAUCCACAGUUGAUGCCACUUCUCCAUCAAGAGUUCAAUUCAAUACUCCGCAACCACAAUCCCGCCGUCGACAAAUUCGCAUUCGCCGUGGGACUCGCCGUCCUCUUCGUCGGAAAUCUUCUUCUCAAGACCUUCGUGAUAGCUCGAUUAAAUUUGACGAUGAAGAUGAUCUAUUCUUAAAAUUCAAUUGCAAGCUCGCAGAUAUGAUUGCAGAAGGUAGAGCAGCAUUGACUAGUACGGUUGAUGUGACAGAAGUAGAAAUGAUGAUGGCCGAAGAACGAGAACGAGAAGAAAAGAUAAUGCGAGAUUUGGGAAUACAGACACCGAUAUCAUCUCGGAGACGACGGACAGGCAGUUCAAGUAGUGACUUUGAUUACUUUGCAGCUUCGCAUGUCGAUAAUACGUCAUCAUCUGUUACGUACGCUUCUCCAAGCACAGCUUCAGAUUAUAACUACUCCUCGCUUACGUCUUCACCGAUAUCAUACACAUCCAGCGGGUUUUCUGGAUUGAAUAGUAGUUCGCCAGCAUCUGCGUACUCUGCGUAUUCAAAUUCUUAUUCGUCUUCACCGAGUAAGUUUGAUCGAAUAGCGGGAAGUAGCCUGGGACACCACUCAUAUGCGAGCAGUACUGGAGCUUAUGGAGAGCUAAAGUAUGGAGAGUCAAGAUAUCGAGAGCCGAGGCUUAGUAAUCCACAAGCCUUUAGUUAUAAAGAGAAUACACACGGGAGCGGAGUGUAUAAUCGGUAUUAUUAA